AUAUCGAGCAGGCAGCCAAGAAUGAAGAAAGCAAGCCGGAUUGUUAGUUCGGUGCCCAAAGUGCCUGGAAUAACUAAAGUGCAAAUGGUAGAGAAAGUUAAAACAGAGACCGGUUCCACAACGUCUGCAGUAACGAAGCUUCCGAAAGCAGGAACAGCAGCCUCUUUCCUCAAGACUAAGAGCAGCGAGGAUCUUUUAGCUGGAAUGGCUGGAGGGAUGAACGUCAGCAACGGUGUCAAGGGGGGGAAGAAGAGCGUGUCUACCUCCACGGCCCCUUCGGCUGCGGGGAAUGCCACCCUGGGCCCCGCGGAGAGCAGAUCCAAGCCCACCACAGGUACACAUUCUUCAACUAAGCGUAGCACUUCAUCUGCAAAUAAGGAAUCCAGCUCUUCUCGGGAAAGAAUUCGUGACCGUUCACGACCAACGCAAAGCAAAAAAUUGCCCCCAGCUGGUCAGGCAAGCAGCGAUCUCCUUCUUGCAAAACGUUCCCGCAGCCGUGCCAAUCCAGAUUCUGAUGUUCGCAUGAGCAAGUCAAAGUCAGACAAUCAGAUCAGUGAUAAAUCUGCUCUAGAGGCGAAAGUGAAAGAUCUCUUGAUGUUGGCCAAAACAAAAGACGUCGAGAUCCUCCACUUAAGGAAUGAACUAAGAGAGAUGCGUGGUCAGCUGGGCCUUCAUGAAGAUCCCUUUGAGGGUGAUGAAAAAUCUGAGGAUAAAGAAACAAUUGUGAUCCACCAGCCGACUGAUGUAGAAUCCGCCCUGCUGCAGUUGCAAGACCAAAACUCGGCCAUACGAGAGGAGCUGAAUCAGCUGAAAAAUGAAAACCGGAUGUUAAAGGAUAGAUUAAAUGCCUUGGGUUUUUCUCUAGAGCAAAGAUUGGAUAAUUCCGAAAAGCUGUUUGGUUACCAGUCUCUGAGCCCAGAAAUGACAACUGGAAGCCACAGCGAUGGUGGAGGAACUCUUACUUCCUCCGUAGAAGGUUCCGCUCCUGGUUCCAUGGAAGAUCUUCUAAGUCAGGAUGAGAACACAUUGAUGGACAAUCAACACAGUAACUCCAUGGAUAACUUAGAUAGCGAGUGCAGUGAAGUGUACCAGCCGCUCACGUCCAGUGACGAUGCUUUAGAUGCUCCAUCGUCUUCAGAGUCGGAAGGACUGCCGAGCAUAGAGACAUCAAGAAAAGGCAGCAGCGGCAACGCCAACGAAGUAUCCGUGGCUUGUUUAACAGAACGGAUUCAUCAGAUGGAAGAGAACCAGCAUAGCACAGCGGAAGAACUUCAAGCAACUCUUCAGGAACUUGCAGAUUUGCAGCAAAUUACGCAGGAGUUGAACAGUGAGAAUGAAAGGCUUGGAGAAGAAAAGGUAAUCCUCAUGGAAUCUUUGUGCCAGCAAAGUGAUAAGUUGGAACACUUUAGCCGACAAAUUGAGUAUUUCCGCUCUCUUUUAGACGAGCAUCAUAUAUCAUAUGUUAUUGAUGAAGACAUGAAAAGUGGGCGCUACAUGGAGCUAGAGCAACGUUUUAUGGACCUUGCAGAGAAUGCGCGUUUUGAAAGAGAGCAGCUUCUGGGUGUCCAGCAGCAUCUAAGCAACACUUUGAAGAUGGCCGAGCAAGACAACAAGGAAGCCCAGGAGAUGAUCGGGGCAUUGAAGGAACGGAAUCACCACAUGGAGCGGAUUCUUGACUCGGAGCAGAAGAACAAGGCCACUCUGGUGGCUGCCUUGGAUGAGUACAAAGCUGCCGUCUCCAGUGACCAAAUUGAGAUGAACCGAUUGAAAGCACAGCUGGAACAUGAGAAGCAGAAAGUUGCUGAACUCUAUUCUAUACACAAAUCGGGCGACAAGUCCGACAUCCAGGACCUGCUAGAGAGCGUCAGGCUUGACAAAGAGAAAGCAGAGACAUUGGCCGGCAACUUACAAGAAGAGCUUGCUCGGACACGUAACGAUGCCAACCGUCUCCAAGAUGCCAUUGCAAAGAUUGAAGAUGAGUAUAGAGCUUUCCAAGAAGAAGCCAAGAAGCAAAUUGAGGAUCUGAACAUGUCCUUAGAGAAAACACGCGCAGAACUGGAGGAGAAGGAGACGGAAAGGAGUGACAUGAAAGAAACCAUAUUUGAGUUGGAGGACGAAGUGGAGCAGCACCGAGCAGUGAAACUCCACGAUAAUCUCCUCCUCACUGACCUGGGCAACACAGUUAAGAAGCUUCAGGAUCAAAAACAUGACAUGGAAAGAGAGAUCAAGACCCUGCACAGGCGGCUGAGGGAAGAGUCUGCAGAGUGGCGCCAGUUUCAAGCAGACUUGCAGACUGCUGUGGUCAUUGCUAAUGACAUAAAAUCUGAAGCCCAGGAAGAAAUUGGAGACUUAAAGCGCAGGCUGCAUGAAGCUCAAGAAAAGAAUGAAAAGCUCACCAAAGAGCUCGAGGAAAUAAAAUCACGCAAGCAAGAAGAGGAACGUGGCCGAGUUUACAACUACAUGAAUGCUGUGGAAAGAGACUUGGCAGCUCUGCGGCAAGGCAUGGGGGCGAGCCGGAGGUCCUCCACGUCUUCGGAACCGACCCCCACGGUCAAAACCCUCAUCAAGUCCUUUGAUAGCGCCUCACAAGUUCCUAGUCCUGCUGGAGCUACAAUUCCCCGAACUCCACUCAGCCCAAGUCCUCUGAAAACCCCUCCGGCAGCUGCCGUCUCCCCCAUGCAGAGACACUCCAUCAGUGGACCAAUAUCUGCUUCUAAGCCGCUUGCUACUUUAUCAGACAAAAGGUCCAGCUAUGCGGAAAUUCCAGUUCAAGAUCAUUUGCUGAGAACUUCUUCUACUAGCAGACCAGCUUCUCUGCCAAGAGUCCCUGCGAUGGAAAGUGCUAAAUCUCUCUCUGUGUCCCGCCGAAGCAGCGAAGAAAUCAAACGGGAAAUGACCGCUCCCGAUGGAACAUCUCCAGCCUCCCUCGUAGCAAUUGGGACCGCUUCACCACAACUGUCGCUCUCAUCUUCACCAACAGCAUCGGUCACUCCUACAACACGGAAUCGAAUAAGAGAGGAGAGGAAAGACCCUCUGUCUGCCCUGGCAAGGGAGUACGGGGGCUCCAAGAGAAACGCUCUGCUGAAGUGGUGCCAGAAGAAGACGGAGGGCUACGAGAAUAUCGAUAUCACCAACUUCAGCAGCAGCUGGAACGAUGGCUUGGCGUUCUGUGCCGUUCUCCAUACUUACCUCCCAGCACACAUUCCCUACCAGGAGCUGAACAGCCAGGACAAGAGAAGAAACUUCACGCUGGCUUUCCAGGCAGCUGAGAGCGUUGGCAUCAAAUCCACUUUGGAUAUUAACGAAAUGGUACGAACGGAGCGUCCAGACUGGCAGAAUGUUAUGCUCUACGUCACGGCAAUUUACAAAUACUUUGAAACCUGAGAGCAGGAAAAGUGGGGAGAAGCAGAAGCUCAAAACUGUAUCCUAAAACCAACUGGCAUCUUCUGGGUAACCUUCUGGUCAGUUGAGCAAGCCAGGUUUAGUU
Molecule: messenger RNA, 3487 nt
Organism: Protobothrops mucrosquamatus (brown spotted pit viper)
Lineage: Eukaryota; Metazoa; Chordata; Lepidosauria; Squamata; Viperidae
Gene: SPECC1L
Product: sperm antigen with calponin homology and coiled-coil domains 1 like
Exons: 15
Coding region: 22-3384 (1120 amino acids)
Biological process (GO): actin cytoskeleton organization
Cellular component (GO): filamentous actin; microtubule organizing center
Molecular function (GO): protein binding
Source: RefSeq, a predicted model, not a curated record